UUUGAAAACGAAUAGAGAUUUAACGUACUUUGAGCCGUUCAUCAAGACAGAUUGGACAUAUUUUACAUAUUUUGAUAUUGAAGGGUAUGUUAACAAUAGUCCUGAAGUUAAAGUAGUAAUUACGACUUCACAAGUUCUUAGACAACAAGAAUAA
Funneliformis mosseae is the source of this 154-nucleotide messenger RNA. The record is from the annotation of a GenBank genome assembly. NCBI's taxonomy places the organism in Eukaryota, Fungi, Glomeromycota, Glomeromycetes, Glomerales, Glomeraceae.